CCGGUCCGUUUUCUGCUGCACCCCGCGCCCUAGCCCCGGCCCCGAGUUCCUACCCCCGACCCCCAGCUCAGCCACUGCCCCGGCCCAGCCAGCAGCCAUGGAGCGUUGGCCUUGGCCGUCGGGCGGUGCCUGGCUGCUCGUAGCUGCCCGAGCGCUGCUGCAGCUACUGCGCGCCGACCUGCGUCUGGGCCGCCCGCUGUUGGCGGCGCUGGCGCUGUUGGCCGCGCUCGACUGGCUGUGCCAGCGCCUGCUGCCCCCGCUGGCUGCACUCGCCGUGCUGGCCGCUGCCGGCUGGAUCGCAUUGUCCUGCCUGGCGCGCCCGCCACGCCUGCCCGUGGCCACUCGCGCGGUGCUCAUCACCGGUGAGUGCGCGGGGCGCGGAGCGUGGGGAUUGCAGGCUGUAGGGCGGGACCGGACUCCCAGAGGACUCCCGUGGGCACGCCAAGGCUGUGACUCUGGUUUUGGCAAGGAGGCGGCCAAGAAGCUAGAUGCCAUGGGCUUCAGGGUGCUGGCCACUGUGUUGGACUUGAAUAGCCCCGGCGCCCUAGAGCUGCGUGCCUGCUGUUCCCCUCACCUAAAGCUGCUGCAGAUGGACCUGACCAAGCCAGGCGACAUCAGCCGUGCACUGGAGUUCACCAAGGCCCAUACCACCAGCACAGGCUUGUGGGGCCUGGUCAACAAUGCAGGCUUCAAUGAUGUGGUGGCCGAUGCGGAGCUGGCUCCAUUGGCUACAUUCCGCAGCUGCAUGGAGGUGAACUUCUUUGGCACAUUGCAGCUCACCAAGGGCCUCUUGCCACUUUUGCGCCGUUCCAGGGGUCGUAUUGUGACCCUGGGCAGCCCGGCAGGAGACAUGCCAUAUCCAUGCUUGGGGGCCUAUGGGACUUCCAAAGCGGCUGUGGUGCUGCUCAUGGACACAUUCAACUGUGAACUUCUGCCCUGGGGGGUCAAGGUCAGCGUCAUCCAACCUGGCUGCUUCAAGACAGAGUCAGUGAAAAAUGUGAGCAACUGGGAGCGACGAAAACGGCUGCUGCUGACCAGCCUGCCCCAAGAGCUGCUGCAGGCCUACGGAGAGGACUACAUCGAGCAUGUACACGGGCAGUUCCUGCACUCGCUGAGCCUGGCACUGCCCGACCUCAGCCCGGUUGUAGAUGCCAUCAUCGAUGCACUGCUGGCAGCUCACCCGCCAAGCCGCUACUACCCGGGCCGCGGUGUGGGACUCAUGUACUUCAUCCACUACUACCUGCCCGAGGGCCUGCGGCGCCGCUUCCUGCAAGCUUUCUUCAUCAGCCCCUGUCUGCCAAGUGCACUGCGGCCUGGCAAGCCUGGCUCUACGCCCACCCAGGAUGCUGCCCAAGACCCAGACCCAAGCCCAGGCCCUUCCCCGACAGUGGCCCAAUGAGCAGUGUGCAUCUCUGGUCUCGGCUAACCCAGCAGAGGAUGUCCCAUGAGCCCUGGGGCCUCUCCUGGGCGUGGCGACCGAGUCUGUCCUAGAGCCUGGCCUCAAGGACCCUAGCCCACCCCCUGCCGAUGCCCCAGGUCAGGCCUGGUGAGGCUAACGCUUCCCAGUGAACCUCUGGGCCCCUCUACUGCUUCAUGAGCCCAGACGGGGGCACACGGCUCGCCCGGCAGCUUGGAGAGCCCAGCCGGAUGGGGAGUUCAGUGCAAGACGUAGCUGUGGCCUGUGACAGGUUCCCAUAGGCGGUGCCUCUGCAGACUAAGUGACAGGGUAGUUGGGGGCCCCCUCAGGUUAUUUCUCAGCACAAGGCCUCAGUGCUGCGAUGCAAAGGGUAAAUCCCUACUGUUUCUUGACUGGCUCAAGAAUUAGGGCCCUGACCACCCACCCCAAGCCCCAGGGAGGCUGCACAUUCUACUUGCCUGAUUGCCAUUUUUAAAUAAAUGUCUAUUUCUCCUAGAA
This is a messenger RNA of Myotis daubentonii (Daubenton's bat), 1915 nucleotides long. It is a transcript of the gene HSD11B2, whose product is annotated as hydroxysteroid 11-beta dehydrogenase 2. NCBI's taxonomy places the organism in Eukaryota, Metazoa, Chordata, Mammalia, Chiroptera, Vespertilionidae. Gene Ontology annotation, cellular component: intracellular membrane-bounded organelle. The record is from RefSeq and is a predicted model, not a curated record. Gene Ontology annotation, molecular function: 11-beta-hydroxysteroid dehydrogenase (NAD+) activity. Gene Ontology annotation, biological process: glucocorticoid metabolic process.